AUGACCAACGAGGAGCCUUUACCUAAAAAGGUUCGCCUCAGUGAAUCUGACAUGAAGACAUUGACCAGAGAGGAGCUGUGCACAAGGUGGAAACAGCACGAGUCAUAUGUGCAGGUCCUGGAGGCCAAAUAUGCAGAGCUUUGUUCCAAUGACGUAACAGGCCUGAAGGAAUCGGAAGAGAAGCUCAAGCAGCAGCAGCAAGACUCUGCACGCAGGGAGAACAUCUUGGUCAUGCGGCUUGCCACUAAGGAACAGGAGUGCACAACGCACAUCCAGUACCUGAAGCAGGCCCAGCAGCCCAGUGCAGCCCAACUGCGCUCAUCCAUGGUGGACCCGGCCAUCAACUUGUUUUUCCUCAAAAUGAAGGCGGAAUUGGAACAGACUAAAGACAAACUGGAGCAGGCCCAAAAUGAACUGAGUGCCUGGAAAUUUACACCUGAUAGCCAGACGGGGAAGAAACUGAUGGCCAAGUGUCGCAUGCUGAUCCAGGAAAACCAGGAGCUGGGGAAGCAGCAGUCGCAGGGACGCAUCGCCCAACUGGAGGCCGAGCUGGCCUUGCAGAAGAAGUACAGCGAGGAGCUAAAGAGCAGUCAAGACGAGCUGAAUGACUUCAUCAUCCAGCUGGAUGAAGAGGUGGAAGGCAUGCAAAGCACCAUCUUGGUCCUGCAGCAGCAACUCAAGGACAGUCGGCAGCAGCUCGCCCAGCCUCCUCAGGCGGGCCCAAGCAGGACGUCGCCUGCCACCGAGCAGGCCGCCGCGCCCUCCGACCCCGCGGGGAAAGACUUCGGGAGGGUGUCCAACGGGCCCAGCAAGCAGGCGCCUUCUCAGAAAGGAGGCGCCGCGCUCUACCGGGAGGUUAGCAGCACCGACGAAGACUUUGCCGUGUCGCCUGCCGCAUCCAGCCCGGGGGAAGCCGAGACCAAACUGUCCAACCACUCUGAGGAAGUGUCGGGGAGUCAGAGCGGCGGAGCCCGGGCCGGAGCGCCUGCCGGUUUGAGCGCGGGGUAUGAGAGCGUGGACUCUCCGACUGGCAGUGAGACCUCAUUGACUCAGCACUCAAACGACACGGACUCCACCGCCGACCCCCACGAGGACAAGGCUGCUGCCCAUGUCACCAAGGGCACCAGGACUUCACGGCACGCUCAAAACGGCCUGGACUCCACCACAAGCGACGGCGCCGUUUUGUAA
Molecule: messenger RNA, 1188 nt
Organism: Nerophis lumbriciformis (worm pipefish)
Lineage: Eukaryota; Metazoa; Chordata; Actinopteri; Syngnathiformes; Syngnathidae
Source: RefSeq, a predicted model, not a curated record